CCUUCGCAUCACCACACGUUUGUCCAGGGGGGUGGGCGUUUACACUACACAGCUGCACGCACCACAUCACCACCUUCCAUUUCCCCAUCUAGGGUUGCGUGCUCCCCGCCACCGCUGGCCAUGUCCGACGCGGCCGCCGCCCAGGAGGCCGAUGCCGAUAUGCGCGACGUCGACGCCGCAGCACCCGCACCCAGUGAGGACGACGCGGGGGAGGAAGAAGAGGGCGAUAAGGAGGGGGAGGAGGAACUGGCGCUGGCUGAGGAGCCGCCGGUAUCACUGGUCCCGGCCUUGCCGGCGAACCCAAACCAGCUAACCCUGCUUUUUCAGGGAGAGGUUUACGUGUUCGAAUCCGUCACUCCCGACAAGGUUCAAGCUGUCCUGUUACUGUUGGGAACUGGUGAAAUUCCACCUGAUUUAGCUGGCAUGGUUUUACGUAGUCAACAUGAAAAUAGGGGUUAUGAUGAUUUACUUCAGAGGACAGACAUUCCUGCAAAAAGAGUUGCUUCACUCAUUAGGUUCCGCGAAAAACGCAAGGGGAGAAAUUUUGAUAAGAAAAUACGUUAUGCUGUACGCAAAGAAGUGGCCCUCAGGAUGCAGCGUCGUAAGGGGCAAUUUGCUGGAAGAGCAAAUCUGGAGGGGGAGUCCCCAUCUCCAGGCUGCGAUCCUGCCUCCCAAGGCUCGGGACAAGAUUUCCUUUCUCGAGAAUCAAAGUGUCAGAAUUGUGGCACUAGUGAAAAGAUGACACCGGCAAUGCGUCGUGGUCCAGCUGGUCCAAGGACUUUGUGCAAUGCUUGUGGACUGAUGUGGGCUAAUAAAGGUACUCUGAGAAGUUGCUUGAAGGCAAAAGGGGAAGCUCCUAUGGUUGCAAUUGAACAGAGCAACGCUGUUGUUUCUCAAUGUCAGAUUGGAAUCGACAUCAAAGCACUGACGUCACAAAACAAUGACAAUGUUGCUCCAGGCAAUGUCGAAGCCAUAGGCGACAGUACGCAUGCAAACGUGGCCGUGAUAGAAGGAGUGCCAAAGGCGCAGUCAGAAUAAGUUACAUUAACAUUACUAAAGUCAAGAGAUCCCGAAUUUAUUGCCUAUAGCUAGACAUCACCAUAGAAUCGCUAAUGAAGAAUAUAUAUUUACUGAUUCUCAUCAACUGUACAUCUCUUGCUUGCCAGCAUUAGACAUGUAGUUAACAUAAAACAUCUAAUUCGAUGCCUGUUGUGUAAAGCCUUAGACGGCAUUUGAGGUGUUGCAUUCACUGCCAUUUCGAGCAGUACAUCUGGAUAAUUGCAAUUAUUGUUGUACCAUGUAAUUGGAACCUUGAAGUUGCUUCUGCAGGGAGGUUUGUUUACUUGCCUAGAA
Brachypodium distachyon (stiff brome) is the source of this 1353-nucleotide messenger RNA. Its product is annotated as GATA transcription factor 18. NCBI's taxonomy places the organism in Eukaryota, Viridiplantae, Streptophyta, Magnoliopsida, Poales, Poaceae. Gene Ontology annotation, molecular function: sequence-specific DNA binding; protein binding; zinc ion binding. Bases 121 to 1038 code for a protein of 305 amino acids. Gene Ontology annotation, biological process: regulation of DNA-templated transcription. The record is from RefSeq and is a predicted model, not a curated record. The transcript has 8 exons.